AGCCCGGCGCCGAGGUCCACACCCCGCCGAACUCCCCGGCCGGGCGCUGCCGGUGCGCCACCCCGGCUCCGCCGCUUUCCCUCUGCGUCUCCUUCACCGCCCCUUCGUCCGCCCCCGCCUUCCCCCACCCGCCCAGUCGGAGACGCCCGCCGGGCAGGAAGCGGCCCCUCCCCGCUCGCCGGAGGCCGGCCUCCUCCCCUUCUCUUCCCUCCUCCUCUGCAGCAGCUGCAGGCCUCUGCUGGGGUGCUCCCUCCCUGGGAGCCUCAGCCGCCUCCAUGGCUUCACCCACCUCCACCAACCCAGCGCAUGCCCACUUUGAGAGCUUCCUGCAGGCCCAGCUGUGCCAGGAUGUGCUGAGCAGCUUCCAGGGGCUAUGCGAGGCCCUGGGGCUAGAGCCCGGUGGGGGGCUACCCCAGUACCACAAGAUCAAGGCCCAGCUCAACUACUGGAGUGCCAAGUCGCUGUGGGCCAAGCUGGACAAGCGAGCAGGCCAGCCCGUCUACCAGCAGGGCCGGGCCUGCACCAACACCAAGUGCCUGGUGGUGGGUGCGGGACCUUGUGGGCUGCGGGCUGCUGUGGAGCUGGCCCUGCUGGGGGCCCGUGUGGUGCUGGUGGAGAAGCGCACCAAGUUCUCUCGCCACAACGUGCUGCACCUCUGGCCCUUCACCAUCCACGACCUUAGGGCACUCGGCGCCAAGAAGUUCUAUGGGCGCUUCUGCACAGGCACCCUGGACCACAUCAGCAUCCGGCAGCUUCAGCUGCUUUUGUUGAAAGUGGCAUUACUGCUCGGGGUGGAAAUUCACUGGGGUGUCACUUUCACCGGCCUCCAGCCCCCUCCCAAAAAGGGUAGUGGCUGGCGUGCCCAGCUCCAGCCCAGCCCCCCAGCCCAACUGGCCAACUAUGAAUUUGAUGUUCUCAUCUCUGCUGCAGGAGGUAAAUUCGUCCCUGAAGGCUUCACAGUGCGAGAAAUGCGUGGCAAACUGGCCAUUGGCAUCACGGUCAACUUUGUAAAUGGACGCACAGUGGAAGAGACGCAGGUGCCCGAGAUCAGCGGCGUGGCCAGGAUCUACAACCAGAGCUUCUUCCAGAGUCUGCUCAAAGCCACAGGCAUUGAUCUGGAGAAUAUCGUGUACUAUAAGGAUGACACCCACUACUUUGUGAUGACAGCCAAGAAGCAGUGCCUGCUGCGGCUGGGGGUGCUGCGUCAGGACUGGCCGGAGAUUGACCGGCUGUUGGGCAGUGCCAAUGUGGUGCCCGAGGCUCUGCAGCGCUUCGUCCGGGCAGCUGCUGACUUCGCCACCCAUGGCAAGCUUGGGAAGCUGGAGUUUGCCCGGGAUGCCCACGGGCGGCCUGACAUCUCUGCCUUUGACUUCACAAGCAUGAUGCGGGCAGAGAGUUCUGCUCGAGUGCAGGAGAAGCACGGCGCCCGCCUGCUGCUGGGGCUGGUGGGGGACUGCCUGGUGGAGCCCUUCUGGCCCCUGGGCACUGGAGUGGCUCGGGGCUUCUUGGCAGCCUUUGAUGCCGCCUGGAUGGUGAAGCGGUGGGCAGAGGGUGCUGGGCCCCUAGAAGUGUUGGCAGAGCGGGAGAGCUUGUACCAGCUCCUCUCACAGACAUCCCCGGAAAACAUGCACCGCAACGUGGCGCAGUACGGGCUGGACCCAGCCACCCGCUACCCCACCCUCAACCUCCGGGCGGUGACUCCCACUCAGGUACGAGACCUGUAUGACGUGGCAGCCAAGGAGCCUGUGAGGAGGAACAGCGACAAGAUAGACGCAGGAAUUCCAGCCAUGGGCAGCCAGGAGUUGUUGCGCUGGUGCCAGGAGCAGACCGCUGGGUACCCGGGCGUCCACGUCACCGACCUGUCCUCCUCCUGGGCUGACGGGCGGGCUCUGUGCGCCCUGCUGCAGCGCCUGCGGCCCGGCCUGCUGGAACCCUCAGAGCUGCAAGGACUGGGGGCCCUAGAAGCCACUGCUUGGGCGCUAAAGAUGGCGGAGCAUGAGCUGGGCAUCACGCCCAUGCUGUCCGCAAAGGCAGUGGUGGCAGGGAGCGACCCCCUGGGCCUCAUCGCAUACCUCAGCCACUUCCACAGCACCUUCAAGAACAUGCCCCACAACCCAGGUGGCCUAGAGGGCCCUGCCAGCCAAGGCUUUCCCGGGACCCCCAGUGCUGUGCUAUUCCUUGGCAAACUGCAGAGGACCCUGCAACGGACCCGGGCCCAGGAAAAUGGGGAGGAUACUGGUGGCAAGAAGCUGCGCCUGGAGGUAGAGGCUAAGACCCCAAGUACUGAGGAGCCACCUGUCCCAGAGUCUGGUGUACCCCCGACACCCCCAUCCCAACACCAGGAGGCUGGUGCCGGGGACCUGUGUGCACUCUGUGGGGAACACCUCUAUAUCCUGGAACGCUUCUGUGCCGAUGGCCGUUUCUUUCACCGGAGCUGCUUCCGCUGCCACACCUGUGAGGCCAUGCUGCGGCCGGGUGGCUAUGGGCAGCACCCAGGAGACGGACAUUUCUACUGCCUCCAGCACCUGCCCCAGACAGGUCCCAAAGAGGAUGGCACUGACCCCUGCCCUGAGAGUCAGGACGUCCCCACACUGGAUGAAAAUAGCAUGCCAUUGGGGCCCUCAACUUCUGUCAUCCCCCAGGAGGGGACCAGUCCUGUCCCAAACCCCAGCCAGCCUACCCGCCGGUUGAUCCGCCUCUCCAGCCCAGAACGCCAGCGGCUGUCCUCCCUUAAUCUGACCCCUGACCCAGAACUGGAGCCUCCACCCAAGCCUCCCCGCAGCUGCUCGGCCUUGGCCCUCCAGGCCCUGGAGGGCAGCUUUGUAGGUUGGGGAAUGCCAGUCCAGAGCUCUCAAGUUGUGGCCAUGGAGGAGGAGCAGGAACAGAGUUCCUCCUCCAGUGAGGAGGAAAAGGAAGCAGAGGAAACCGUGACUUUGAACUCAGACACGGAGGAGGGACUGCUGACCUUGGCCAAGAACUCAGGCACCAUGAGCAAGUACCCAACAUGGCGUCGGACUCUGCUGCGCCACGCUAGGGAGGAGGAGAUGAAGCGGUUCUGCAAGGCCCAGGCUGUCCAGCGGCGACUAAAUGAAAUUGAGACGGCUCUAGGGGAGCUGGAGGCUGAGGGCAUGAAGGUGGAGCUGGCCUUGAGAAGCCAGAGCAGACCCCCAGAACAGCACAAGGCCCUGGGGCUGGAACAGCUGCUCCAGCUCGUUCAGAAGAAAAACAGCCUACUGGCGGAGGAGGCUGAGCUCAUGCUCACGGUGAAAGAGCUGAACCUGCAGGAGGAACAGUGGCAGCUGGACCAGGAGCUACGAAGCUACAUGAACCAGGAAGGAGCCCUAAAGACCCCUGCUGAUCGGCAGGCUGAGGACCAGCUCCUGAAGAAGCUGAUAAAUGUGGUGAACCAGCGAGAUGAACUUAUCCGCUUCCAGGAGGAACGCAGGCUCAGUGAGCUGGCCUUGGAGCCGGGGGCCCAGGGCUAAAAGAGGACAGGCUGCCUGCCCUCUAAGAUCCCUACACGGAAAACCACCUCACCCCAGGACUGUGCUCCCCUGCUCAUCUGGGAGGAGGCCUCACUGUUUACAAUAAAAAUGUUUCUGCCACAGA
This is a messenger RNA of Callorhinus ursinus (northern fur seal), 3609 nucleotides long. It is a transcript of the gene MICAL1, whose product is annotated as microtubule associated monooxygenase, calponin and LIM domain containing 1. Lineage: Eukaryota; Metazoa; Chordata; Mammalia; Carnivora; Otariidae. The record is from RefSeq and is a predicted model, not a curated record. Gene Ontology annotation, molecular function: protein binding; FAD binding.